Messenger RNA from Diorhabda carinulata, 462 nucleotides. RefSeq lists its product as uncharacterized. Lineage: Eukaryota; Metazoa; Arthropoda; Insecta; Coleoptera; Chrysomelidae. The record is from RefSeq and is a predicted model, not a curated record. The coding region runs from base 1 to 462 and encodes 153 amino acids. The transcript has a single exon.
AUGUCUUUAGAACGCAAAUUAGAAGGGGACGCACGCUUGAAAAAAUUAUAUGACGAUUUUAUGCGCGAAUACGAGGAUUUAAACCAUAUGAGUAGGAUACAGGAUACCGAAACUGACAAAAGUUCCUACUAUAUGCCUCACCAUGGAGUUAUAAAAAAUGAUAGCUUGACAAUGAAGCUUAGAGUCGUUUUUGACGCGUCGUCGCCAACUUCUUCCGGAUUAUCGCUUAAUAACUUACAAUAUGUCGGUCCCACCCUUCAACAAACUCUUUUUUCUAUUUUGUUAAGAUUUAGGCAACAUGAAUUGGUAGUAAGCGCGGACAUUACAAAGAUGUAUCGCCAGAUUCUAAUAGAGCCCGAGCAACACCGGUUUCAGCGGAUUUUAUGGAGACAAAAGCCGAGUGAUACGUUAACUACAUACGAAUUAAAAACCGUAACGUACGGUACAACAGCGGCAUCAUAA